GAUUGAUCCCCCUGCAAUCUUAGCUGCAUAUAAAUAGUGGCCCGGUCUCCGAUUUUGCCAGAGCCGAACAACUCUUUCAAGCAAUAGCAAAAUGGCACUAAAGUUCGUAGCAUUCGUAGCUUGUUUGGGGUUAGUCCGCGCUAGCGGUCCAGCGGCGUACGAAAUCGCCACCGCAUCCGGAGACCUGGGCAGCAUUGGUUACAGCCAGGAGUCCACGCAGAAGGGCUACGCGGGCCAGAACGUGAUCUCGGCUUACUCGAGAGGCGAGGACAGCGCACAUUCCUCCGUCCGCGUGAGCAGUCACAGCAUCAGCAACGAUGGCCUGUUGAACUACAACAUCGCCCAUGAACCCCUCAUCGCCAAGAGCUACGCUGCCCCUUACAGCUACGCUGCAUCGGCACCUUUACUGACGAAGACCUACGCCGCCCCGCUCAGCUAUGCCGCCCCAGCACCUCUUCUAGCCAAGAGCUACGCUGCGCCUUACAGCUAUGCCGCCCCAUCGCCUCUUCUAGCCAAGAGCUACGCUGCGCCUUACAGCUAUGCCGCUUCAGCGCCUCUUCUGACCAAGAGCUACGCUGCCCCGCUCAGCUACGCUGCUCCAGCAUCCCUUCUGACCAAGGCCUACGCUGCUCCAGCUACUUCAUUCCUAACUAAGUCCUACCUCCAACCAUCUGCUCCUCUCCUGGCCAAGUCCUACCUCGCACCUUCUGCAUCCCUUGCAUACCCUGCCCAGUUGCCACUGAUUGCUAAGAGCGGUUUGAUCGCCCACGGUGACCCAUAUUCCGCGUCCAUUGCUUCGGCUCCACUCCUGACUAAGACCUACGCCCCUUCGAUCAUCGCCAAAUCCGCAUCCCUCUACGACUACGCUCCCCAAGUCAUCUCGAAGACCCUCGUACCCUCAGGCACCAUCAGCCACACCGUCUUCAACGGCAUUGGAGCCAACUAUGCUUGUUCGUAUUUCGUAGCGAACUUCGACGAUGACUUUGUUAAAAAGCUCAGCAUCUGCUGCAAAUACGGAUCCAUCGAAACGAAAGACUAA
Messenger RNA from Colletes gigas, 1039 nucleotides. RefSeq names its product cuticle protein 21.3-like. The record is from RefSeq and is a predicted model, not a curated record. The coding region runs from base 92 to 1039 and encodes 315 amino acids. The transcript has 3 exons. NCBI's taxonomy places the organism in Eukaryota, Metazoa, Arthropoda, Insecta, Hymenoptera, Colletidae.